UAAUCAUUAUGGGUCCCUUCGCCGUAGUAAGAUUAGAAAAUUGGUCUCUCACAUGAUCGUGUGAGUUGUCUUGCGACAGGAGACCGUCGUGCGGACAGAGCGGAGGAGGAGAUGGCAGAAAUGAGCUUUAGUUCGAGGUUGUUGGCUCUUAUUGGCAUCUUGACAACACUGACGAGCUGCGAUACUAUUCCUUGGCAGGAGAAAAAGCUUAAACAUGAAGCAACUACUCUGAACUCCAGUGAACUGAGUAGUAUCGUAGCUCAUACUGAUCUGGACCGAAUGUGGCAGAAGGACCUGAAGUCAAUGCUUGUUGUGCGUUAUCCUGGUUCAGCUGGAAGCCAACAAGUUCAGCAGCAUAUUAAAUCGACCCUAAGCUUGCUGAAAGCAGGCUGGGAUGUGACUGAGGACUCCUUCUAUGCUAAUACUCCUUAUGGGCAGCUUCCCUUCACCAACAUUAUUGCUACUCUCAACCCUACUGCAAAACGUCAGUUGGUGCUGGCCUGCCACUAUGACUCCAAAUACUACCCACCUCAAUGGGAUGGCCGUGAGUUUCUUGGGGCGAUCGAUUCUGCAGUGCCAUGCUCUAUGAUUCUGGAACUUUCAAGAGCCCAAGAUGAUGAAUUAAAGACCCUGAAGAAUUCUGGCUCAGAUCUGUCUCUACAGCUCUUGUUUUUUGAUGGAGAAGAGGCUCUUUAUCAGUGGACAUCUGAAGACUCUCUGUAUGGCUCUCGUCAUCUGGCCCACAAAAUGGCCACAGCAUCACAUCCACCAGAAGCCACCAACACCAGCCAGCUUGACAGCAUUGAUCUGUUUGUUCUGCUGGAUUUGAUUGGAGGUCCUAAUCCUCGAUUUGGAAAUCAGUUCUCUAGUACAACCCGGUGGCUUUCCAGACUACGGAAUAUUGAGCGUCGGCUACAUGCUCUUGGUCAGCUGGAGAAUCACCCUAAUGAGGUUCAGUAUUUCUGGCCUGGCCUGCAUGUGGGACUUAUUCUGGAUGACCACAUACCAUUCCUCAACCGAGGAGUCCGUAUUCUCCAUCUUAUUUCAACACCUUUUCCUGCGGUGUGGCACACAUUUGAUGACAAUGAGGAGAACCUUGACCAAACCUCCAUCAGUAAUCUCAACAUUUUGCAGGUCUUUGUUCUUGAAUACCUCAACAAGAAGAGCCCAGAAAAUCAAGUUGUGGAAGGCUCAUAAUGUUUCAUAAGUUUACCACCAGUCACCUGUUUCUCAUACAAAUAAGAACAUUAAAUGUUCUAAUUUAGUCAGUUUGGGUAAUUUCAGAUGUGACUAAGCUGUCACUGGGUUUGUACCUUUUCAAAAAUUCUCAUUUUGACAUUGUAUAAUGAUGGUUUGUU
This is a messenger RNA of Danio rerio (zebrafish), 1358 nucleotides long. Lineage: Eukaryota; Metazoa; Chordata; Actinopteri; Cypriniformes; Danionidae. The record is from RefSeq and is a predicted model, not a curated record.